Messenger RNA from Lacerta agilis (Sand lizard), 390 nucleotides. RefSeq names its product adenosine receptor A1-like. NCBI's taxonomy places the organism in Eukaryota, Metazoa, Chordata, Lepidosauria, Squamata, Lacertidae. Gene Ontology annotation, biological process: vasodilation; adenylate cyclase-activating G protein-coupled receptor signaling pathway. Gene Ontology annotation, cellular component: membrane. The transcript has a single exon. Gene Ontology annotation, molecular function: G protein-coupled receptor activity. Bases 43 to 390 code for a protein of 115 amino acids. The record is from RefSeq and is a predicted model, not a curated record.
GCCGAGGGGGAGGUGGACGUCAGCGCCCAGGAGAGGCGCCGGAUGAUUGUCCGCAAAGAGCUGCAGACAGCCACGUCGCUGUUCAUCAUCCUCUUCUUCUUCACCGCCUGCUGGCUCCCGGUCCACAUUCUCAACACAGUCAUGCUGCUGUGCCCCACCUGCCCCAUCCCGGACCAGCUCAUCCUGACCGCCAUCAUCCUCUCGCACGCCAACUCCGCCAUCAACCCGGUCAUCUACGUCUUCCGCAUGAGGUCCUUCCGGAAAGCCUUCGAGAGGGCCUUUUCGGGCAUCUGCUCCUCCUCCGCCACAGAUUCCUUCUCCGCAUCCAGGAUAACGCCUUCCAAUGUCUCGGAGGUUCCUCUUCGGAAUCUCUCUUUGCCGGGGAAGUGA